UCCACAGACAUGUCGCACAAUAGCUGAAGUAAACCUGUCAUCGUGGCUCAUCAUUUGAGCCUCCAGAAAUAUACCGCAGGUGGGAUUUGCAUUGCACAGCCUCUCCUUUGUCGCGUCCCUCGCGUUGGACCCUACGUUUGAAAAACGCCUGGAUAUGAAUUAUGAGCAUUUUCCUCACUAAUGAACUGGGCCAGUAAUGCAGGAGACCGCGGCGACUCUCUCAUCACUGUUUCAAGAUGGCAGAUUUUCAUUGAGUUUUGAACAGAAAUCUCGCUUUAUUUUUUGCCAUGAAUAACAGAAACCCUUGCACCGAUGGCCCCUGUAUACGAAGGUAUGGCCUCGCAAGUGCAAGUGUUCUCCCCUCACACUCUCCAAUCAAGUGCCUUCUUUAGCGUGAAGAAACUGAAGGUGGAGCAGAGUUGUAACUGGGAUAUGACAGGGUACGGCACACACAGCAAAGUCUACACCCACAACAGCAGCAAGAACUUGUCGGCCGCAAGUGGCGCCCUAGGCAUCAACAGCUCCCUGCAGGUCGCCAGCUCCACCCUGCCCUACGAGCAGGCACUCAUCUUCCCAGCCAGCGCGGGCCACAUUGUGGUUGCCUCAGCCAGCAGCACUUCGGGGGCCGUGGGGUCUCUGCUGGGCAGCGGGGGUGGAGGCAGCAGCAGCAACAGCAGUGGUGGUGGAGGUGGCGGAGGCGGCGGCAGUGGUUUGGGUGGCGCAGUUGGUGUUCACAACCUGACACGCCGCAGCACGGUCAGUCUCCUAGAUACCUACCAGCGAUGCGGGCUUAAACGCAAGAGUGAGGAGCUUGACAACAACAGCAGCGUGCAGAUCAUUGAGGAGCACGGCCCACCAAUGAUCCAGAACGGAGCAGCCAGUGGAGCCACAGUGGCCACAGUGGCCACUGCCACUUCCACAGCAACAUCCAAGAACAGCGGCUCUAACAGUGAGGGGGACUACCAGCUCGUGCAACAUGAGGUGCUCUGCUCCAUGACCAACACCUACGAAGUGCUGGAAUUCUUGGGGCGAGGAACCUUUGGACAGGUGGUUAAGUGCUGGAAGAGGGGCACCAACGAGAUUGUAGCGAUCAAGAUCUUAAAAAACCACCCGUCGUAUGCACGGCAGGGUCAGAUCGAGGUCAGCAUCCUGGCGCGUCUUAGCACGGAGAGUGCAGAUGACUACAACUUUGUGAGGGCCUAUGAGUGCUUCCAGCACAAGAACCACACGUGCCUGGUAUUUGAGAUGCUGGAGCAGAACCUGUACGACUUCCUCAAGCAGAACAAGUUCAGCCCUCUGCCACUCAAAUACAUCAGACCCGUGUUACAGCAAGUGGCCACAGCCCUAAUGAAACUGAAGAGCCUGGGGCUGAUCCAUGCUGACCUGAAGCCAGAGAACAUCAUGCUUGUGGACCCGUCUCGACAGCCCUACAGGGUCAAAGUCAUUGAUUUUGGCUCAGCCAGCCAUGUGUCCAAAGCAGUGUGCUCCACUUAUCUACAGUCCAGAUACUACAGGGCUCCAGAGAUAAUCCUGGGCCUGCCGUUCUGUGAGGCCAUAGACAUGUGGUCCCUGGGCUGUGUGAUAGCUGAGCUCUUCCUGGGAUGGCCCCUUUACCCUGGAGCCUCAGAGUACGAUCAGAUCCGGUACAUCUCACAGACGCAGGGUCUGCCUGCAGAGUAUCUGUUGAGCGCGGGGACAAAGACCACCAGGUUCUUCAACAGAGACCCCGACUCCACCUAUCCUCUCUGGAGACUUAAGACUCCAGAGGACCACGAGGGUGAAACAGGGAUCAAGUCCAAGGAGGCUCGCAAAUACAUCUUCAACUGCUUGGAUGAUAUGGCGCAGGUGAACAUGACAUCAGAUCUGGAGGGGAGCGACAUGCUCGCAGAGAAGGCUGAUAGGAGGGAGUUCAUCGACUUGUUAACCAAGAUGCUGACCAUUGACGCAGACAAGCGGAUCACUCCUAUCGAAACACUGAACCACCCCUUUGUGACUAUGUCACAUCUCCUCGAUUUCCCCCACAGCACACACGUGAAGUCGUGCUUCCAAAACAUGGAGAUCUGUAAGCGUCGUGUCAACAUGUACGACACAGUCAACCAGAGCAAGACACCCUUUAUUACCCAUGUGGCCCCCAGCACCUCCACCAACCUCACCAUGACCUUCAACAACCAGCUGAACACUGUGCACAGCCAGGCCACCAACCUGGCUCCCUCCUCAACCAACAAUGCCACCCUUUCCUUUGCAAGUCCUGAUGUCUCCAUACUAAACUACCAAUCUGCACUCUACCAGCCCUCCGCUGCCUCCAUGGCAGCCGUGGCCCAGAGGAGCAUGCCUCUCCAGCCUGGGCCUCCUCAGCUCUGCACUGCCCGGCCCGACCCCUUCCAGCAGGCACUCAUCGUCUGCCCACCUGGCUUCCAAGGGCUGCAAGCGUCCCCCUCCAAGCACACCAGUUACUCUGUGCGGAUGGAGAAUGCUGUUCCCAUAGUGACACAGGCCCCUGGUGCCCAGCCUCUUCAGAUCCAACCUGGCCUGCUUACACAGCAGGCCUGGCCCAGUGGCACCCAGCAGAUUCUGCUGCCUCCAGCCUGGCAGCAGCUCACCCACACCUCAGUCCAGCAUGCCACUGUCAUCCCUGACUCCAUGAGCAGCACACAGCCUCUCGCCAACUGGAGGAACUCCCAUGCUCAUGGCAGCCAUUAUAAUCCCAUCAUGCAGCAGCCAGCCUUGUUGGCUGGCCAUGUCACGCUUCCAUCAAACCAGACACUCAACGUGGGAGUGGCACACGUUAUGAGGCAGCCCUCAACCAAUAACAACUCCUCUUCCAAAAAGAACAAACAGCACCAGAUGUCUGCCAGGAACAUGUCAGCAUACGAGGUGUCGUCCUCUCAGGCGGUGCUGUCUCCGCAGCGCUCUAAGCGGGUGAAAGAGAACACGCCCCCACGCUGUGCUGUGCUACAGAACGGCUCGGCCUCCAACUGCCACCCCCCGCAGGGCUGUGGGGGCAGCGGGUGGGGGGCCAGCGAAGCAGAGCAGGCUUCCAGCACCACUCGUGACCAUCAGGACCAGCACCAUGUCCCCAGACAGACCAUCAUCAUCCCAGACACGCCCAGCCCUGCAGUCAGCAUCAUCACCAUCAGCAGUGACACAGAUGAGGAAGAUGACCACAAACAAAACAACAGUUCAUCUUCAAAACAGCGGAAGAAUGUCAUCAGUUGCGUGACAGUCCAUGAUUCACCUGACUCUGACUGUUCCAGCCAUAACAGCCCCUACACUGUGGAGUCCAGACCCCCCAACAACAACAGCUAUGACACAAAGACCACCGUCCUGGACAACUACAAUAAUGGGAACCCCCGCACCAUCAUCAUUCCCCCUCUCAAAACCCAGAACAGUGAGGUCCCGAACGAGUGUGAGCGCCUGAUGUCAGAUGCAAUGAACCAUCAAAAUUCGGCUUACAAGUUCAAAUCCUCCAAUGGAGUGGUGUCUGGCAAUAAUCACAUACCAGGGGGUAUGACUGGAGGGGGGUCCUACAGACAGCAGCGCUCAGGGCCACACCCCCUCCAGCAGCAGCCUCUCAAUCUCAGCCAGGCACAGCAGCACAUGGUAGCUGAGCGAAGUGGAGGUCAUCGGCGCCAGCAGGCCUACAUCACCCCCACCAUUGCCACUCAGGCCCCGUACUCUUUCCAUCACAAUAGCCCCUCUCACACAGGCAAUGUGCACCCGCACCUGGCUGCCACCCACCUGCCCAGCCAGCCCCACCUCUACACCUACACAACCCCUGCUGCUCUGGGCUCCACUGGCACUGUGGCCCACCUGGUGGCGUCACAGGGCUCGGCGCGCCACGCAGUCCAGCACGGAAGCUACCCACCAAGCAUCGUCCACCAGGUCCCAGUCAGCAUGGGCCACCGUGUGCUGCCCUCGCCCACCUUGCACCACAGCCAGUACCAGGCCCAGUUUGCCCACCAAGCCUACAUCAGCGCCUCGCCCGCCUCCACUGUCUACACUGGAUACCCGCUGAGCCCCACCAAGGUCAACCAGUAUCCUUACCUCUAGAGAAGACACUGACUGACACUGGAGAGCCUGACCCAGCGUUGCUGCUUCCCCUGAACCCACCCGCCCUGAGACCCGUCGACAUCCUAAACAUCCUCUCCUCGACCUCAGACAUAAACAGAGACAGGGGAACAUGCAAUCCUCAUGAAACUGUCACGUAUAACUUGAAGAUGACAGAGAGGAAAAGAAAAAAAGAUUGACAGCCUCUCUAGAAGGGAAAGAUGGGGUUGAAUUUCAGAGGGGUAUUGUUCAAGAUGUUAUCUUUCCUGAUUUUUUUUUUCCCUGAAAGGGCCAGUUUUUGCUUUUAUUUGUCUGUUCUUCGCUUUACUUUAUGAGGAAAGAAAUGUCUCAUUAGUUUUACAGGGAAGUUUGAAACAGGCCUUUUGGGACAGUGGAGGUUUUCUGGUUUGUUUUCUUUUAUUUUCCCCUCUUAAAUUUGGGAAGUGACUGUUGAACAGGGGUUACUGACUGGAAGUUCGGAAUCCCAAGAGAUUUGGGAGAAGGUGAAAUACGGAAACCUGCUGCUCUUCAAAGAAAAAAAUACUGAUGGCCUUGAACUGUCUUAAUAUUUCCAAAUCAUUCAUGGUGUGGGGAGAAAAGAGAGCCUCCC
This is a messenger RNA of Micropterus dolomieu (smallmouth bass), 4657 nucleotides long. RefSeq names its product homeodomain interacting protein kinase 2 (gene hipk2). The coding region runs from base 313 to 4050 and encodes 1245 amino acids. Gene Ontology annotation, biological process: peptidyl-threonine phosphorylation; intrinsic apoptotic signaling pathway in response to DNA damage by p53 class mediator; peptidyl-serine phosphorylation. Lineage: Eukaryota; Metazoa; Chordata; Actinopteri; Centrarchiformes; Centrarchidae. Gene Ontology annotation, cellular component: cytoplasm; nucleus; PML body. The transcript has 15 exons. Gene Ontology annotation, molecular function: protein tyrosine kinase activity; transcription corepressor activity; SMAD binding. The record is from RefSeq and is a predicted model, not a curated record.